AUGACAAAGGUCAGGGAAGCUAUGGUGUUCACCAUUGAUGCAAUGAAGGUCGGAGAGGUGUAUCUUAAGCUUGCAAAGUACAUGUUUAAAGUCAAACCCACCCUGCAACCAUUGGAAAAGACACUUAAUUGGCCAUUUAUUUGGUUCCUCUAUCAGAAGCAUAUAGGGUUUCUACAUGUGCUUACCCAAGAAGAGAAAGAACAAAAAGUUCCAAGAAAAGAGCAAUUGUGA
Prunus armeniaca (apricot) is the source of this 231-nucleotide messenger RNA. Lineage: Eukaryota; Viridiplantae; Streptophyta; Magnoliopsida; Rosales; Rosaceae. The record is from the annotation of a GenBank genome assembly.